AUGUUAAAGUGUUGUGCGUGGUUUUUGUUUGUUUCUACUAUCGCAACUACAGUUCUCUGUCAAGAAUUUCGACUGUCUUCACAAAAUGAAAAUCAGGAAUUGUCAGUGCUACAAAAACACGUUUUUGCGGACCGCAUUGAGAAAGGUAGUAUAACCGUGAAGAACUGCAGUGUGGAGAAAAUAGAGCCUGAGGCUUUCUACAAUGUGAACGUGAACAAAAUUAUCAUUACGGACAAUGUAUUUACGUAUUUGAGAAGGAGAAUGUUUUCGCAUGUGAUGGUGGAUGAGCUGUAUCUGGACCAUAACAAGAUCGACAGUAUAGAACCUGGUACCUUCAACUACGUCAUGCCCGUGUAUGAUGAUGCCUUGCAAAUUUUGUCGCUGACUUACAACAAGCUACAAGUAGUGACCAGAGGAAUGUUCAGUGGGACUAAUUUUAGAAAAGUGCUGCUUAACUACAACGAAAUCGAGUCCAUCGAGUUUGGGUCGUUUGAACACAUGCCUUACUUGCUUGCUCUGGGUCUAAAUGGAAACAAACUCCAAUCGCUAGGUGCUGGAAUCUUUACCAACUUAAGAAACCCUUUGUUUUUAGCACUCGCUGAAAACAACAUGAAGUUCCUACAUAUGAGGGCCUUUGAAAAUUCAACCAUUAUGAGUUUGGACUUACAGAAGAACAAGUUAGGAAAAAUUACUAGAGAAAGUUUUGUUAACACUCAAAUUGGGUGGUUGUAUGUUUAG
Diabrotica virgifera virgifera (western corn rootworm) is the source of this 738-nucleotide messenger RNA. Its product is annotated as carboxypeptidase N subunit 2-like. The transcript has a single exon. Gene Ontology annotation, cellular component: extracellular matrix. Gene Ontology annotation, molecular function: protein binding. Bases 1 to 738 code for a protein of 245 amino acids. Lineage: Eukaryota; Metazoa; Arthropoda; Insecta; Coleoptera; Chrysomelidae. The record is from RefSeq and is a predicted model, not a curated record.